Messenger RNA from Durusdinium trenchii, 2004 nucleotides. The record is from the annotation of a GenBank genome assembly. Lineage: Eukaryota; Dinophyceae; Suessiales; Symbiodiniaceae.
GGCUCAGUGGCGUAACCGUGUCGUGAAAAACCGUGUUUCCACGAACGCCGCUUCUAGAGACGCCAUGGAGCCGAAGAUGUUAGCAAACCCGUCGAUGGACUUCACCAAUCUUCUGGAGGGAGAUCUGAAGGAAGAGGUUAUGAAGGAGCUGAAGAAGGAUCCAGAGGCACAGACUGCCAACUCGCCAGAGUCCAAGUUGAGCCGAAUCUCCACAGAGGCGUCGGUGGGCGAAGUCACCAAAUCCGUGAACAGCUUUCAGUACGAGGCCCAAAACUUGGACGUGCCCGUGGUCGUCGUCACCUCGGAGAUCCACCCGUGGUCCAAAAGCGGCGGCUUAGCCAUCGUUGCAGCGCAGUAUGCAUACAACUUUGCCAUCCGCGGUCACCGCACCAUGGCGAUCGCUCCGAUGUACGACAACUAUGACGGGGCCUUCUAUCAGUGCACCAAAUCCUUUGAGCUCUUCGGUGGCCUUCAUGAGGUUCACUACUAUCACCACUUCCAGAACUACGGCGAAGGCAAGGGAUGCGAUUACGUCUUCAUUGACCACCCAUCCUUUCGCAGGCCAGGUGGUCUCUAUCACAAUCUCUCGGACAACCAGGAGUACUCUGACAACCUGUUUAGGUUUGCACUCUUCUCAUUGGCUGCUUUGGAGGUGCCAGUGGCCAUCGAACUGGGUGGAGCACCCUGCUACGGUGGACGAGUGAUGUUUAUAGCAAAUGAUUGGCAAACAGGACUGCUGCCAGUCUACAUGGUGCAUAGGCAUCGUGCCUUCGGGAACUACAACCAUGCACGCUGCAUGUAUGUGAUCCACAAUUUGGGCUACCAGGGAUGCUACCCUUUGCGAUUAGGUUUGCCUGGCACCUUGCAAUAUGACAAUUUUGCGCAGCUUGGCCUUCCUUUUGCCGCCUUGGGAGACUUGCUCUACCAAUAUCCUUUGCAUGAAAGAACCUUUGAAGGUGACUCAGGAGAGACCCUGAAUCUCACCAAGGGAGCGAUCCAGUGCUGUGACCGCAUCGUUACAGUGUCCCCAACAUAUGCAGAUGAGAUCCGAACGCUUGAGGGUGGCUUUCGUUUGCAUGAUUUUGUUGCAACCAAGAGCUACUUCUUGGUGGGAAUUCUCAACGGCAUUGAUGCGAGCUGGGCGCCCGAAAAGGACAAAACCAUUGCCGAGACAUUCUCUGCCGAAGACUUGUCCGGCAAGAGGCUUUGCAAACGGCAUUUGCAGCGGAAGUUGGGCUUGAAAGAAGACGACGACGCUUGCAUUUUGAGCUUCGUGGGGCGGCUGACCUCACAGAAAGGCAUUGACCUGAUUGGCUCCUGCGUUCAUUGGAUUAUGGAGGACCACAAAGACGGCCUGAGCAACGUCCAAUUGGUGAUGAUGGGCAAUGGCGAGGAAGACUUCGGUCAUAUGCUUCGUUGGGCUGAAACCACUUGGAAGGGCCGAGUCUGCGGCUAUUGGGGCUUCAGCCCACAAAUCGAAAAAGAGAUCAUUGCUGGGUCGGACUUCUUUCUGAUGCCCUCCAGAUACGAGCCCUGUGGGAUCCCGCAGAUGUGUGCAAUGUUGUAUGGGACCAUACCGAUUGUCCACGCGACAGGAGGUCUCAAGGACUCUGUGAAGAGUUGGUACACAGAACCUGACACUUCCACAGGCUUUCACAUUUGGCCCUUGAACGAAGACAGCUUCAAGAAGGUGAUCUUUGAUGGCCUCCACUUGUUCUUCCGGGAACCUGAGGAAUUCAACCAGAUGCGACGGAGGGCCAUGGCACAGGACUUCAGUUGGUCUCGAGCCAUUGACGACUAUGAGCGGCACUUCGAUUGGACCAUCGCGGAUCCACCGUUUUGGGGAAGGCCUUGAGCGUCGUCUUCUCUCCCUCCGCGUCGCAUCGCGUUGCGUUCGACCGGCGUCGUCAGACGCAGAGUCGUGACGAUGCGCCGCACGGCUGGCCGACGUGAAUUCAGCUGGUGCCUUGCUGCGGGUGGUGCGGACGUGCGCCCAGUACACUC